This is a messenger RNA of Bicyclus anynana (squinting bush brown), 2317 nucleotides long. RefSeq names its product protein downstream neighbor of son homolog (gene hd). The record is from RefSeq and is a predicted model, not a curated record. Gene Ontology annotation, biological process: nuclear DNA replication. NCBI's taxonomy places the organism in Eukaryota, Metazoa, Arthropoda, Insecta, Lepidoptera, Nymphalidae. Gene Ontology annotation, cellular component: nucleus. The transcript is spliced from 10 exons. The coding region runs from base 148 to 1845 and encodes 565 amino acids.
CCCAACUGGCAACACUGUCGGUUACGGCAAAAAAUUUAACAAAAACAUCAACAAAGUUUUGCCCCCAAUCGCAUUAAUAGUUUGUUUCGCAAAUUCCCGGAAAAUAGAAUAGACUUUUUGAUUUCUAGAAAAAAAUCAUUUAUUGCGAUGGAUCCACCGUCACCAUGGAAAACUCCAAAUGAAGUAAUGCAGCUGCAUAAACUGAAAAAACGCAAAAAAGCUUUACAGGAUCGCAUGAGCCAACCUACAAAUGCAGUCACAGAAGAGAGUAGUCAUAAACCAGUGGAUCUAGAUUUUUCAAGAAUUCUUAAUGGAGACAAAAGAAAAAAUCCAUUUUCUAAGACAAAUUUGGAACAAAACAAAAAAGCAAAAUUAGAAGAAACAACAGAGUUAGAUCAAUCAAAUGACAAAACACUGUUUGCAUUGCUAAAGCUUCCUGCCAAAAUAGUAGAGAAACCCCCUUUAGAUGUAGACAGUGAGAAACUGGCAACAUUCUCAAACCUACUGCAGAAAUACACAGCGGACCAUGCGGUAGAAACAUACAUAGCAGAUAAGAAAUAUAAACAUUUGACUAUAGACUGGGCUUUAAAAACUAAAAUAAGAUUAAUGUCUGCCAAACCUUUCCCUUGGACAACAAAACUGAAAGCAAGUGAGGAGGCAUCAGGAAUUACUGGUUUCGUCCGUUGCCUGGACACUGCGUCCUCGUCGACCCUGGACACGUCGCCCCGCGCGCGCUUCCACCAGACGUGCCUGUACUGGCAGCACCCGCACCUGCCGUGGCUCACCAUGUUCCCGCGCGCCGCCGGCAAGGUCGCCGCCACCAGCUUCAUGGCUUCCAACGAGGAAGUCAAGAAGGCCCUGCUCACCGAGUGGACUGAGAGUUUCAGAUCAUUGUUUCAACUGCUCCGCGCGCUGCACUGCCCGUACUUCUACGUGUGUGCGAACGCGUUCACGUGCGUGUUCCGCGCGGCCGGCCUGUGCGGCACGCCGGAGCCCGUCGCGUACAUCGCGCCCACCACGCGCGGCUUCCGGCACGCGCUGCGCCAGGAAGACGUAGAAUUCACGAUGCCCCUCCGACCGGACAACAAAAAGAAACUGAACACAUCCGACGAGGAGCGCGCGCGGAACUCGUCCUUCGACAGCUGCUACGACACAAUGGACGACGCGCGGACGGACAGGAACUGUUCCGGGGACGAGGAGGACCCGGACGAGUUCCUGUCGCAGAUGGGUCUCGAGACGGACGAAAUCAAGAGGAUAAAUAACGCGCAGGCGCGUCUAAGUCACAACGUGGAGACCAGCGUGGACAGCGCGGCGGAGUCGCUGGUGCUGGUGCGCGGGGCGGACGCGCAGGCGCUUUUCAACUUGCUGCUCAACUGCAAGUCGCUGGUCAGCCCCAGCGGGCCCUUCGGCGGCGUCCCGCCCACGCUGCUGGCGCCCACGGCCUUCCACGGGGGCACGCUACAAUCACUGAAGGUUCGAGAGAACGUCAUUCACUCGGACAGCAAGAAGUACUACUCGAUCGAGUUGCGCGGGCCCGUGCUGCCCACGGCCGUGCACGCGCUGUUCGACGUGCUCAAGAGCAGCUCGUGCGCGCACGUCAGCGCCACCUUCGCGCACCACGCGCCCACGCUGGCCUUCACGUGGGCGGCGCGGAAGCUAGCCGAAGAUGAAACUUCAAAAGAAAAUGAACCAAAUAACUUCGCGAAGGCCUUCAACAAGGAAAACUUAUCAGACUGUGGUAUCAGCGAGGAAAUGUUGCAACUGUUUUGUUCGUCAGACUCCAGUGUUUUAAAAUCAUUAGACAGUGUUAAAUAUAAUUCAGAAGACGACACGUACAGUUGGUGACAUCUGCCAUUUCUAGUGUUUUCUUGUUAAUUUGUUUGUUACAACUAAUGCCAAAUUGACUGCACAGUCCAUUUGUACAGUUCAUUGAAUGUCCUGUGAUGCAUAUACUUAAAAAAAAGUGCCAAUGUUCGUACACACGUUGCCAUAAAACCGCACUAUAGCUUGGCAAAUUUAAUCGUAACACUCCUGAUGGUCCGCGCGGGCCGGGAAGAGAGUGUCCGGCUGCACCGCGCGCACGACUUCACACCCGCUCAGUUUUUCCCUCCGUCGCCCGCAUAUCAUGGGAGUCUUCAACGAACUUGCCAAGCUAUAACAGUCUGUUUUAUUGUUGCCGUGUGAAACCGAACAUUAGUUAAUCAUUAAGAGUUUUGAAUGGAAAUUUUUGUUCAUUCAUGAAACCAAAAUCAACUGUUGUGCGAAUCAAACGGUUUUUAUUCCAAAAGUGAAUCAAAUAAAUAUAUUUUUUCCUAAA